Molecule: messenger RNA, 1975 nt
Organism: Rosa rugosa (rugosa rose)
Lineage: Eukaryota; Viridiplantae; Streptophyta; Magnoliopsida; Rosales; Rosaceae
Product: mediator of RNA polymerase II transcription subunit 8
Exons: 10
Coding region: 79-1773 (564 amino acids)
Cellular component (GO): mediator complex
Source: RefSeq, a predicted model, not a curated record
AUUCAUGUUCUAAUGCUUUCUCUGUAAAUCCUUGUACUUAGUUCUCUGUCGCUCCUUCGUUCGGAUUGACGAGCAAGAAUGGCAGCCAUGGAAGGCGCGCUACAGAACCAACCUCCACAGCCCCUCCAACAGCAACAACCGCAACCGGCGGCGGUGGAGAGACUAAACGACGCCGUACAGCAGCAGCUGAACCUCAAGUCCGUCAAGGACCGAGCCACCAACCUGUUCAAAAACAUCACCCGCAUUCUCGAAGACCUCGACGGCCACGCUCGCACCAACACCACUCCCAAAUGGCAGGACCUCCUGAGCCAGUACUCCAUGGUCAACCUGGAGCUCUUCAACAUCGUCGACGAAAUCAAAAAGGUCUCCAAGGCCUUCGUGGUCUAUCCAAAGAAUGUGAACGCCGAGAACGCCGUGGUGUUGCCGGUGAUGCUUUCGUCGAAGCUCUUGCCGGAGAUGGAGGUCGAGGACAACGCCAAGAGAGAGCAGUUGCUUCUAGGGCUGCAGAGCCUCCCAAUCUCGACCCAAAUUGACAAGCUAAAGGCUAGGAUUGAUAUGAUUGGAGCUGCUUGUGAGAGUGCCGAGAAAGUAUUGGCAGACACUCGAAAAGCCUACUGCAUUGGUACUCGGCAAGGCAUUCCGGUUGUUCCUACUCUGGACAAAGCUCAGGCAGCUAAAAUUCAAGAGCAGGAGAAUCUACUCCGGGCUGCUGUUAAUUAUGGGGACGCUUUACGGUUACCUCCAGACCAAAGGCAGAAUCCACCUGCACUUCCAAUGCAUCUGGUAGAUGUGCUCGGUGGCGGUGGUGGUGGUGAUGGUGGUGUGCAAGCAUUUCCUGAAGCGUCUGGUAUGUACUCAAAGAAUACUCCUGUAUCAUCAAGUAACUUGUCUGGCCAGAGCCCGUUGAUGCAGGUUCCCGGAUCACAACUUAUGGGAAGAUCAGCUGCAUCUCCUGGUGGCACAAGUAUUACAAACUUCGAUAACACAACAACAUCUCCAUUACCAUAUGCCAACUCUCCAAGGUCUAGUACAAACAUUAUGAAUACGCCAUCUCCUCAACAACAAAGCCAGCAACAGAAGCAGCAACAACAGCAGCAACAGCAGCAGCAGCAGCAGCAGAAGUUGAUGCAAUUACCUCCUCAACAGCAACUCCUGGCUCAGCAACAAUUUAGGCAAUCGGGAAUGCAAGGACUUGGACAAAACCCACUGCAUCAGCUGCAUGAUUUGCAGGGUCAGGCUCAGCAAAAGUUCCAGUCGUUACAUGGACAACAUCAAAUGCAAUUUUCUCCAUCAAUGGGUCACCAGCAAUUUCAGGGUAGGCAGUUGCCUUCUGGACAUGUCCCACAUGGCAUUGGUCAAAACCAACUUAACCCAGGAAGUCAAAUGAAUCGUCAUCUUAGUCAGUUUUCUGGUGCUGCUAAUAGUGCACUGUUUAAUGCUGCUCAGACAACACCAAAUCAAAUGAUACCAAACAUGUCAGCAACAAUGUCCUCACAAUCAGUUCUGCCGCGAAUGCAGUUUGAAAUGCCUGGCAACAAUCCCCAGAGAAGUCACGCUUCCCAGAUUUUGAGCGACCAAAUGUUUAAUAUGGGAGCCACAAAUACUGGUGGUAUGAUGCCUUUACAGCAGCAACAGCAACAUGGUUCACAAGGUGCAUUUGGUAACAUGGCGCAAAAUGCUCAGAAUCUACAAUCUAAUAUGGUAGCACUUCAGGGCACACCGCAGAAUCAUCCCAAUUUUAACCAACAGAGACAGCAGAACCAGCAGCAAUAGAACCAAUAUUACUUGUUUGUCAACGAAAAAUAUGAAGCUUAAUAGAUUAUUGUACCAUAUGUGGUGUUGAAAACAGUUAAAUCACUUGAUGUAUGUGCCUGGGUUAUAAUAGCUACUCUGGUAGAGCUGCAUGGGAACAUUUGAGGUAAACAUGUACAUAAUUCUGAAUUAGCUAGUGGGUAAAGCUUCUGUUUAAUUUCAA